UCCACAUUUCGCAUUUGUUAUGGGUGGUGUACCACUUCCGUGAAUAUUUAUCACAAACGAAGGGCUUAUCUGAAUGUAACAAAAGAUGUAAAUCGAAUUAUGAUCAUGAGUGUUAAAGUAAUUAUUAUAUUAAGUAUUGUGCUAUCGGUCUCAUGACCAGUUAGGUUUCAACUCGCGAUCAGUUUAAACGUAUACGAUGGGCGAAGUUGUUAGUUUAUUUUCCGUCAUAAUAAUGAAAUUUAAAUCAAAGUUCAACCAAAGUAAAAUUUAUUUUCACUGCGAGCUUCCUUGGGAGAAACUGAAAUCUGUAAAAUGGAUGAACGAGAGGGCUACAUCGAAUAAGGCGUAUGUUCCCACCAAGGUGGAAAAUGUAGCGAACGUUUGUACGCAUGCGCUGUGCGUUGCGCCCGCGUCUCUCGGGGCGCGGGAACUUCUCACUCGCUCUAUGAACGCACCACAAGCGAUUGCAGCCAUUGUCUAUGGCCUGGCGUUAUGUCUGCUUUUCGCGGUAUCAACCACCUUCCAUUCAGUAUGCUGCUGUGGCUCAGACAGCAAAAUGAAACACUUCCUCCACCGCUGCGACCGUGCUAUGAUAUACAUAUUCAUCGCGAGCUCCUACUUCCCCUGGUUAACCGUGGGCACCCUCUCCUGCUGGAUGCUUCGAGAACUCCGCUGGGCGAUCUGGCUACUGGCAGUAUUGGGCAUCACCUAUCAGCAGAUAUUCCACGAGCGCUACAAGAUGCUGGAGCUGUUGCUAUACUUGGUCAUGGGGCUCGGACCGGCUGUGAUCAUUGUCACCUCAAAUCACCAGUUUCCAGCGAUGCAAGAUCUCAAGCUAGGCGGUAUGUUGUAUCUCAUAGGGGUGUUUUUCUUUAAAUCAGACGGUCGCAUACCUUUCGCGCACGCAAUAUGGCAUAUCUUCGUAGCCCUCGCAGCGAGUGUACACUACCUCGCCAUUCUGCGCCACCUCUUCCCCGAACUCAAAACUCAAUGAAGACUGCCCUAUUCAAUUUCAAUUACAGCUCUCUAAGCUAUUCUCGUAUAACUCGAUAACUGGAUAAUUUGCGCGGUCAGGCGACAUGUCAAUUGCCUGCCCCCCGGUAUCAAUGGCAAUUACGUACGUGAAGAGCGAAAAACAUUUCAUCCUAAAAUUGUAAAAAUGUUAUAUGGCAACAAAAUCUAAAAAGCGUUAUCGAGCUAUACGAUUCGUUUUCCAGUUUCAAAAUCUGUGUCUAGAUUAAAUUUGAAGUAAUUUCUAGUCUAUAGUAGAACUAUUUCGCGGUCUAUGUUAAUGUUUUUAAUGUGUACCUAUAAAGAACGCCAUUUCACAAGGAGCAAAGGUUUCGUUACGCAAGUAAAUUGAAGGCCUUUUCGCAUUCAAGUGGAAUGUAAAUACUUAAUUUACUUGUAUGAGUGACGUCAUAUAACUCGGUUAGAGCAUAUAUCUGGUUUCGUGGUUGUAAUCGAUAAAUUCAUUGACAUAGGAGUUACAUGUAUUACAGGACUUAUGCAAUGACUUUCGCUAAAUCGGACUCUAAGUGUUACAAAUGUUUCAUAUUUUUAGCAUGACUGAAUUUCUUACAGUACAUAGGUGUUUCAGUAGGCCUCUGACUCAGGCAAUAUGCCAAAUCUUCAUUGUUUUUAACUUCUUAGAGUCCGAACAAAAACUGCUCAAGAUUUUCUUUGUAGGCACUAAAACGAUUGUUGGCCAUGAGCACUUUUAGAAAAUUUUUGAUAGAAAAAAAGAGUAAAACCUAUUGUUCUAAAAGUAACAUAUUUUACAAAUUGAAAAUUAUUUAAUUUUCCAUUAAAACUUUUCCUCUGUUUGUGUAAAAUAUUCGUUAAAUAAAUUCAAUUAUACUUUGCGAAGUCGGUAACCGCUAGAGGGUUUUGACCUUUCACCCGCGAGUUUCCUUUGCACCUCGCCUCUUUUCAGCCAUUUAGAGGGACCCGGAAUCCAAUGGAAAUUUUUUAAUGUUUAUGUCAACUUUAUAACAUAAAAUUCACAUACUGUUUUUUCAAUAUCGUAAAAUAAAAUUUCCUAUUGAUAAUGGACUCGGAUCUCAUAACGGGCCAAAUAAUUCAAUAUCAUCCUACGAAGGUAAUUAAUUAUCAAUAAAAAUCAAAACAUGAACAUAGACCGUUGCGCCAAAUAGACAAAAAUAUGAUCGUAAUUUGUGUAUAUUUUGUAAAAUAUUGUUGAAAAUCUUAUUGUUGUAGAGUCGUAGUCGUAUCACAGAAUCUCGAGACCAAACCGACCCUUUUUAGAAAAUUUAAAUUAAUGUGUAUUAGAAUUUUUUAGAGACGUUUAUCUAUCUAUACUUACCUGUGAACUACUUUUAUACAAUACAUGGAUUUUUCCUUAGAAUAGUUAGUUGGUCGUGUGUCGUCUUAGCGUAGUACCUAAAGUGUAUGUUUUUGUGUUAAUACGUAUAUUAGAUAUUUUUCGAUAAUUAAACACCUACAGGUAUCCUGUUUCGUGAUCGUUUUCGUAUUCCUUUAGAUUUAAUUCAAGUAUAUUUAAAAUUAACUAGCGAUUGCUCAAUCAUCGUGAGUUUAUGAUCCGUAGACUUCCAUUUUAGAAUUUUGAACUCACUAAAUAGGUACCAAUUUUAAUAUUCUUCAAAAUAAUUUUUCUCAUAAUAAUAACUGUAGAUCUUUUAUUUAUAACUUCAUAAGGACUUGUGAAUAGUAUGGUGUCCCUUGUUUUGAUAUAACAUUUUUAACCUUAAUAGAAUCUUUUCAUGACAUCUUUCCUCAAUUUUGUUUGUUAUCUUAUUCAUCGAAUCGAAAUCUCAGUUUAAAUAGUGUCCAAUAUUUAUAUACAUUUUAUUUAUAAAUUAAUAUCGCGUGCUAAAAGAUCUGAUGAAUGCAUUUACAGACAGAGAGAGAGCAAUUAUCGGAAUGCGAUGAAAUAUUUUCCGUGUACCUUGUAAUGAAAUAUUUAAAUUCAUUACAGUUCAUUUGAGUCAAUGUUAAAAUGGCUGAUUGUCCAGUAUUGUGUAGUGAUAAGGAGACAAUCAAGAUUGUUGGGAAACUAGGGCGUACUGACAGUUGACACUAGGGUGACGUAUGUAGGCCGUAUGAAUAUGCAUUUAAGUGCUUUUAAAACGUCUUGAGCUCACGAACUACAAUAUCAAAGCGGAUGUGAGAACCCUUAUAAUGUGAAUAUGUUUUUUACUCCAAUAAUAUGCCUAAGAACGAUGGAACUUUUGAAUUUUGAAUCUGUUUGAGUGAAUAUUUUAAGUACGGGAUUCUUUUCGUUUUUCAGAAAUUAAUUUUCAUAACUUAACUAAUCAAAAUUUUUGCGAAACGAGUGUUUGUAGCUGUUGUAUGUGUAGGUGCUCAAAUCUAACAAGUGAUAAACUCAUGCAUCUGCGAAAAAUCGCACUUGAGUCAUCAAAUUUCGGGACUACCUAUAAAAAAAGUACUUUUUUGUAACUAUCAAUUUGUAAACUGGUCCUCGUAUUCGCUUUGAGUUCACAGCCGAACUUUUUUAAAUUAAUCUCCCGACAGACUGUCAGUUGAGAGGCUCUGAUCAGUGAAAUAUAAAAAUUACAAUUUCAAUUCAUUUAAUUUUCGCUGAUAUUCGAUUUGAUUCCAAAUUUCACCUAGAUAUUGGAUCUGUACAAGUAAUUUCUUAACAAAAAAAUUAUUUUACGAAUUUAUUAAUCUAAAGCGAACGUAUUGACGGCAAAUAAUUUACAAUUACUGUAUUAUUAUAUUUUUAUUCUACAAUAUCUAGUCAAAAAGUUGCCCAAUGAUGAAAAAAAAUAAGUGAUCUGUCUCAAUAUUUUAAUGAAUUUGAUUUAUUAUUUAGAUUUUUUAUUUAUUUAAAUGAUUUUUUAUUGGGUUACAUAAUCUGCUGUAGAAAAGGUGACAGGGUAAAAAAAAAUGCGAUGGCACAAAAAAAAAUGUAUCUACAUUUAAUUUAAAUGAUUAUAAUUGUAUGUUCACUUAUAUGUGAGUAUUAUUGUAUGAAUUUUAAUUUUAUGGAAAGCAUGUUAUUUUUAGUGUGAGGUAAAUUGUAUUAUAUACAUUAUUGUUAAGCGAUGAAGUGACAACUAUAUCAAAGAUUACUGGAGGAUAAGAAAAAAGAAUAUUCUAGAAACAGUCGUAUUAAUUGUUCUCGUUGCGUGCAUUUUUCACUUAUUAGUAUAUUAUUUAAAUGAAUUAUGUUUUCAGACCAGUUUGUUAUGGUAAUUCUGUGUUACCAUAAAAAUUUAUGUGUUAAAAUAUUACUUGGUUUAAUUUGCAUUUAAACAUACACGCCUCAUUUUUGUUACUUUUCCAUUAAAGGAUAAAAUAAACUCGAAUGCAGAGUUAGCGCGCUAAUCUCAUGGUUCGCUUAUUGGAAACAUAAUGGAAAUUUUCAGACUACAUAUUAAACUUUGAUCUGGUCCAAAUGAUAAAUGAAAUCAACAAGUUAAGAAAAUUUCUAAAUUAUCGAGCUUCAAGAGUGGAUUCUUCUGACUUCGCUUAUAAAGAAAAAAAUUGUCAGGGCACUGGCAAUAGAUUUGUUAAUAUUUUUAUUGAAUUAAAUCCCAACAAAAAUUUGUAAAGACAGUUUGAUGAAUAAAUAAGUCAGUCUUCCAAGUUAAAUGAAAUGGGUAAAAUUUCAAUGUAGGAAUUGUUCUUUUUAAAAGCAGUGAUAUAAGUCGAAAGUUCCUACACACUCUUUUAAUUGGACGUACGUGGUCUCAGCAAAAUAGUUGCCCAAAUUUAAUACAUGUAUAUAAUAUAUAAUAUAAUAUAUUAUUAUCAAAGAUGGACGAUUGCAGUUUUCGGAUUGUAGGUAACAUAUCGUUUAAAACUACCCACUUAUUUACUAAAUUACACGUAUAGUAUAAUCCUCCUAUUGUCAGAGAAUAAUUAAAUAAAAUAAUAUUAUUCUCGUAUUAGUUUUCUUCUAAGAAGACUGAGAGAUGCAAUGCAUUCAUAAUGAUCAUAAACCUUGUAUUGUAAUUUCAAAUUGUAUGUAAAAAUUAGGUCGUCUAUUUUGCUGGGAAUUUUUAUGAACUAUUAUACAUAUGUAUUUUUGAAAAUUAUGUGAUUUAGCAUGACACUUUGGAUUAUAUCUGAUGUUUAUGUAUAAAAUAGAGGUUCAUUAAAAUGUUAAAUACAUCCUAGAGACGAUUGUUGUGUAUAUUUAUGAUUUCAAUGUUUAUUAGAAAUUUGAUCUAUUUUUUGCCGUCUUAAAUAUAAAUAUGUAACUGGUUAUUAUUUAACAAUUCAGCAGCUCGUAGACGCAAUUUAUUUUGAAAGCAAGCUUAUCUCUCUAAGUAUAGUCUGUAGGAACAGAUCAAUGCUUUCCCAGUUAAGGAAAUUGAUUUCAAUUAAAAAUCUGUUUGUCUGCUAUUAAAAAGGUAAAAUAAUAUUGAACAUUUGAACGAUUUGUUGAUAAUUUCACAUGUAAUAGAACCUUUAUAAUAAUUUAAUGUACAAGUUGUUUAUUUAAGACCAGUUAUUUAUAUCUUUAAUACUUUGUUAGUGAACCAGUGUCUUCUAACAAGUGUAUUUUUUAAUCUUAAUAGCAUGUUACUUCAUACGAUCCUGUUAUCUUUGAGCAGUGGUAUAGUUUUAUAGAGGUUUUUGGGAACUCAAUAAAACUUUUACAU
Zerene cesonia (dogface butterfly) is the source of this 5618-nucleotide messenger RNA. RefSeq names its product monocyte to macrophage differentiation factor. NCBI's taxonomy places the organism in Eukaryota, Metazoa, Arthropoda, Insecta, Lepidoptera, Pieridae. The transcript has 4 exons. Gene Ontology annotation, molecular function: pore-forming activity. The record is from RefSeq and is a predicted model, not a curated record. Bases 197 to 994 code for a protein of 265 amino acids. Gene Ontology annotation, cellular component: membrane.